UUUGUGUGUGUGUGUGUGUGUGUGUGAGCAGGGAUGACAGACCAUGGAUGUGCACAUUCUGUGUAUUCAGAACCUCUCAGUCGUGGCUUUACCCAGAUCAGCAGAAGAAGGAAGAGGUCAUGUCUCGCCAGAUAUCCCAACGCAUGCUGCAAUGCCAGUAUCUCCUCCUGUAUCUGUGCAGUGCUGAUGGGGAACAAAUAUUUGCCACCAACCCAUGCCUCUACCACCCACAGUUGCAAGAUUACUCCACUGUGAUCAAGACUCCCACGUGGCUCGGUAAAGUUGCAGACAAACUCCAGGAGCAACUCUACCAGACGGUUGGAGAGUUUGUGUCUGACGUCCAGCUCAUUUUCAACAACUGUGCCACGUACAACCGAGACAACGCUGAAUUCCUUGCCAAGGGCAACGGACUGAAGGAGUUAUUCGAUGGAGAAUUUAAAAGUGUGUUCAACAUCAGUGAUAACUGAUGACGGGUAAACGGUGUUCUAUUUUCAUACUCAGUAACUUUUUGGGAUAGGUUAAGAAAUUAUGUAAUGAGCCCUGUGGUAUAUGUCUUUCUGACUGAUGCCUCAUCUGCAGUCACAGUAUUUCAGAAUAAUAAUCAAUAAGAGGUAAAGGUACUUUAACUGGAAUUAAGUCAGACAGAAAUGAUCCAGUUUAACUUGAGGUCUUUUUGCGGUAAGGAUACUUGCAGUGACAGAGCUAUUAGUGGCCGAGUUGCAUUGUGGGUAAUGUAGCCGCCAGGUUUUUCAUGGAUGCAAAUUGUCGCUGGAAUAAUAAUAAUAGGACAAUAUCUGUUGUUCUGAUUUUGAUCCAGUGUUACAGGAGAGUAAUGCUGAAUGAGCAGAGCAGUCAGGUUACUGAACUUUUAAAAAUACUGUAGUUUGAUUAAAGUGAGUGUCACUACCAGGGCUGGGUUAAAAUAAUCGAUUCAUCCAAUCCAAAUCGAUCUUCAUUUGAAUGACACUAUAUCGAUUCAUAAAAUCCCAGAUUGAUCUUUUAAUAUGUAUGUUUCCCCACAGAUGUGUGAAGCUUUAACCACGUUAAUCUCGCCAUUAGUAAACGAGCCGCGGCGCUUAAUUAUUAACUUUCAAAGUCUUGAGAAGCUCCGAAGUUACCAGCUCCUUUAUCUGUAACUGUAACUGUGUCAUUUAUUAUCAUGCUGCAGCAGCCUGCUGUGUGUGCGUCGGUGCUGCUGCGCCACUUCUAAGGGCUUUAACGCCUGGGAAACGUGAGGUCGGAUUCUUGGGACUACUUUUGUGCCUUUUUUUUUUAUGCAAGCUUUCACGAGUGUGGCGGUAGGUUGCGUCUGAGGUUGCUAAGCAACCUUAAGCACCGAAUCAUAUUCUGUUUACCUGAAAUCCUGAGUGCAGAGCUGAUCUUUCUUCCAGGAGCUGUUUAUAAGUGUGUAGGCCUGUCGUCUGUGGGACAGAUGUAAAGCUCUGGGUGGCCCUGCACUAACAUGAUCAACUUCAUAUUUAUCACAGACUGAUAUUUAGGGGUGAAGUGAAAGAUAUCUGCCGGCUGUGAUUUGUUGGUCCUCGUCACAUGACAUGGUGCAUGCUGCUGCGUUCCUCAAGUUAAACUCUCAGUUUAUCUCAGGGCGCAGCCGUCACACCCUGAAAAAUGGGCGGUCAGGAACGCGUGCACGGUGCAACGGCGUCUAUAUUGAAAACGGUGAAUUUGAGGGCCCAAAAAACGCGGCAUGUGUACGGCCCCUUUCGCACACACAAAUACUGAGUAGAGAUGUUGGGGUGGAGACAGAAAAGUGAAGUUAACUUGAGCUGAGGACAGGACAAUACAGCUGAUCAGCAACAUGUAAACAUGAAGAAAAGUGAUAUUUCAGUCUGCUCUGUCUGCAGUCUCUCGUCCACCACCACUGAUAUUAUGUAAUAAACAAGCACAGACACUUUACAGCUAAUAGCAAAUUGUUACUAACAAGCUGAAACGACAACAAAUUUUUAUGUGUCAGGGUUUAGCUCAGUUUGUCUCGUAUCUUAAAACUUACCGGUGGUCAUGUGACCUGUGGUCAUGUGACCUGCAGGUAGUGAGUCUCCUCAGCAGCAGAGAGGACAGCAGGACUAAUACUGACUGAUGUCUGUGUUCUUUAUUCUUUCUAAACUUCACUCAGUAUUGUGAUGUCAGGAAUAUGAUUUAUUUUAUUGACAUUUUUAUAUUGUGACUUUGCUGUUUUAAUAUUGCUGUUGCUGCUCUAGAAACAUUUAGUUUUAAAAUAUUCACUUUUAAUUCUGUUCUGAAUUUAUUCUUUUUUAACAAUAAUUAGUUCUCUGAGAAUCUCUUUCACAUACUAGCAAAAACUGGUAUUGUAACUGAAAUAUCCCCAAUCGAAUCGAUAUCAAAUAGAAUCGAAUUGAAUCGGGACCUUGUGAAUCUAAAUGGAAUCUAUUCAGGAAAUCAGUGGUGAUACCCAGCCCUAGUCACUACAGUACUUGUGAACAGUGAACUUAUCAUGUUGGGAUGAUCCUCAGCACAUGAUGAGAUUUCAGAACAGUUGAAACUGCUUAUAGUGAUCACGGGUCAUAUUCAUCACUAUAAACAGAUGAUUAUUUUCCUUAUUUCUCACACAGGUUACCAUCUCAUUGACAUGUGCAGUCUAUAUUUAUGACAUGAAUAGAAAAUAAAAAGCACAGCUUUGCCAUUUACUGAAUUUUAUUGACUGUUUAAAAUACAGCACAACUGUUUCAUUCCAUGACCGGGCAUUAUCACAUGACGAGGUCGGCUUUAAUCGCAGGUGCUUCCCUGUGUGUAUUCAUUUUCUGUCUCCAUGACUAGCAGCUGUAAAAUGACUUUCUUUUAUCUGUCAUGAUUUCAAUGUGCACGCGGCACCAGCCUCAGGUGGUCAGUAAAGUAAAAUAA
Epinephelus moara (kelp grouper) is the source of this 2877-nucleotide messenger RNA. RefSeq names its product bromodomain testis-specific protein-like. The transcript has 4 exons. Gene Ontology annotation, biological process: regulation of transcription by RNA polymerase II. The record is from RefSeq and is a predicted model, not a curated record. Lineage: Eukaryota; Metazoa; Chordata; Actinopteri; Perciformes; Serranidae. Gene Ontology annotation, molecular function: protein binding; DNA-binding transcription factor activity, RNA polymerase II-specific. Gene Ontology annotation, cellular component: nucleus. The coding region runs from base 48 to 467 and encodes 139 amino acids.